Molecule: messenger RNA, 2577 nt
Organism: Lobosporangium transversale
Lineage: Eukaryota; Fungi; Mortierellomycota; Mortierellomycetes; Mortierellales; Mortierellaceae
Product: Arb2 domain-domain-containing protein
Exons: 5
Coding region: 1-2577 (858 amino acids)
Biological process (GO): chromatin organization
Cellular component (GO): histone deacetylase complex
Molecular function (GO): histone deacetylase activity
Source: RefSeq, a predicted model, not a curated record
AUGCUAGUGACACCACCAGCAUAUGGACACAUGACGCACAUGCUCAAGUCAUUAGCGGGAGGCAAAAUUAUUUUGGCGCUAGAAGGCGGAUACAAUUUGGACUCCAUUGCUGUAUCAGGAUUAGCAUGUGCGAAAGCCUUAUUAAAUGACCCAAUUGAGCCUCUAGAUCCAAUCAUCCCAAAUGCAAUGUGCGUUCAGACAAUUCAAGAUGUUAUAGAAGUCCAGUCCCGAUAUUGGAAGAGCCUUCCUCAGACUUUUAUUGACCCUAUUGAAGAUUCUGCGGGAGUUAGAUCCAUAGUUGGAAUGAACAAGAUUCUCGAUAUAUACAGGAAACGCUGUCUUAGGGAGCGACACGAUAUGAUUCCAAUGCCAAGGAUCGAAGGCGACCAGGAGAAUGCAUUCCUAGACAACGUUUAUUGCACGCGGCGCACAUAUAACGCGAAGCCUCUGUAUAUAUUCGUCCAUGAUUUCGGCGAGUUUUCUGCAAAGACGCUGGCACAUAAUAAUAUCGUUCGAACAGACAAGUCUCUCCUGGUAGAUCCUGUAACUGACUAUGUGAGACGGAUAAUCGAUUCAGGAAAUGAGCUUAUCGAUGUCGUCUUACCAUACCAACCAACCUCUGAUGAAGAGAAAGUGGCGUUGAAAGACAAACUAUCAUCCAUUCUUUCAGAGAUCUGGGAUAGCUACGUCUCUGCUACAGGCUAUACGGGCAGAAGGAUAAUAUUACUGGCUGCUGGAUUCGGCUGUUAUGGUAUGGUGGCUUUCAUGAAUGAACGACAGAAGGAGAUUAUCAAAUAUGUAAGUUGUGUAACCAUGGUGCCCGGCGAUGACAGCCUACCGAUGGUGACCAAGAAGCUGGGCUCUUGGUAUGUUGAAAAUUCAUUUGUAUUUUUGACAGAUGACCAUCCGGUCUGGGAGAGAACGCAAAAGCCCAACAGCAGAAAUGGCAAUCUGAUCCGUUCAGAGCAAAGUACAAGUAAACUGUCCGUAUUGCUCCAUCAUCUGCAAGGGAAAAUUUUUAAAGACAUUGAGAACCGACUUGACAAUUUACCAGCGGUUUCAGGAGACGACUCAGAUUUGGAUAUAAAAAAAGAUCCAGAACCCAUGGAGACAGACCCAGCUCCAACCCUCGUUCAAAAUGAUGACCUAUCAACCAAUUCACAAAACGAGGAAAUCAAAAUGACUAUCACUCCACCCAAGGAAGAACUACAAUCAAAUACUAGCCCGCAAAACCGACUGCAGCCUCCCUCUCCUAUUUCUUCGCCGUUGACACCAGUAAAAGUUGAAGUCGCACGGUCACAGCCACCCCACCCACUAUCCUCACUUCCAGGAUCGCCACAUCUCAAUGGCAUGAGUACCCCGCGUCCCCAUGCACAGCCUCUUGUGGACCGCUCGUCGGUAGUAAGCCAACAGCACCGAAGCCAACCAUACCCAUCUCCAAAUGGACGUUCUCAAAAUGGUCCCGUAUCGAUGACGCAACCUGGAUCAUCAAGGUCCUUUGCGGCAAGUGGUAGUCCUCAGUUACGGGCAUCGAAUCCAAAACCGAUGAUGGAACUGCAGGAGAUGAAACCACGUCCCAUGGUGAGCACGCAGCAACAAUACCAACAGCAGCAGUAUAUAGAUGAACAACGGCACAUCGAAUCGCAGCGUCAACAGCAGUAUCGGCAGCAGCAGCCAGAUCAGGAUACGCAUCCGCUACAUCAUCGUCAUCAGCAUAGCCGGUCCGAGAAUCACCCAUAUUCUGAGCAAGCUACCAACAAGAAAGUGCCACGGUCGGCGGGGCCUGGAGAGUAUUACCCUACACCAUCCACAGCGAAUGGUAGUGCAGCGGUGUCUCCCUCGACAAUGACGCCGCCCCAUACAUAUUCCUCAAACGGUAGCCCUCAUGCUCCUCAUUCCUCUUUGAAAUCCAACCCGCAGCAACGAUCACCCCAGCACCAACACUACUCAACGGGGUACGGACCGCAGAGUAAUGGCGGUUAUAGGUCUGGUCCUCCACCUUCAACAUCAGCCUCUAAUCAGCCAUACGAAUCAAUGCAUUAUCAACGUGGAUCAUAUUCGUCGCAAGGGCCACCACCAGUCAACAAUGGACAGCAUCAAGCGCCACAUCUGAGCCCAAACUAUAGAUACUCUGGACGGUCUCAACAACAUCAACAGCAACAGCAGCAACAACAUCAUAUGAAUUCGCCUAAUCGUAUGAAGCGUUCUGAAAUCGAGUCUGAUCCAUAUGGUAGCCACUUUGCACAGCCGCAGCCGCAGUCACAAUCACAGUUCCCACAACCAAGGCAACAGCACCCAGAGAUGGAUAGACAUGUGGAGGCAGAGAGGCAGCGUUGGGAGAUGGAGCAGAUACGGCAACAAAAGGUUAUGCAACAUGGAGACCGUGGGUAUGACGUGCACGGCCCACCACCACCAAUUUAUACCCAACAGCAACAGCAACAGCAACAGCAUCGUCAUUACCAAAAUCCACAACAGCAUUCACAUUCGCACGUACAACAUCACUACGAGCCUAUACAGCACGAGCGCCAGCAUUCUACUAUGGUGAAACAAUCACAUCAUCUGCAGCACCCACAUUAA